UAUAUUUAUGGAUAAAAGAUGCAUGGGAAAAAAUUGAUACAAAUUUAAUUCGUAGAUCAUUCAAAUGUUGUGGCAUUUCAGUUAAAACUGAUGGUUCCAAAGAUGAUAUGAUUUUUAACUAUGAUAGUCUUAUAGUAGAUAAAGAAAAUAAGAAAAAUAAUGAAUUAAUUAGAGAUAACGAAUUUAGAAAGAAAGAAUUUAGAGAGGAGGAUUACAAUAAUUGGGAUGAUAUUAACUUUGCUAAUGUUUAA
This is a messenger RNA of Funneliformis caledonium, 251 nucleotides long. Lineage: Eukaryota; Fungi; Glomeromycota; Glomeromycetes; Glomerales; Glomeraceae. The record is from the annotation of a GenBank genome assembly.